Molecule: messenger RNA, 216 nt
Organism: Gilbertella persicaria
Lineage: Eukaryota; Fungi; Mucoromycota; Mucoromycetes; Mucorales; Choanephoraceae
Exons: 1
Source: RefSeq, a predicted model, not a curated record
AGAGAAAAAAGAUUUACUGCAGAUACAUUGGUUGCUGAACCAACCUGGGAGCUAUUAAAAAAGCAAUACUCUCCUCAAUUAGCUAUGAGCCCUAGUUUGAUAGAAAGUGAUGUCUAUCAAUCUCAUGCGUUCAUUUCGCCUUCAGAUACACUGAUUGACCAUGCUGAUUCAAAACUACCUCGCAAGAUUGAAUUAUAUGAUCCUCAAGUCAAUUUA